Molecule: messenger RNA, 3307 nt
Organism: Homarus americanus (American lobster)
Lineage: Eukaryota; Metazoa; Arthropoda; Malacostraca; Decapoda; Nephropidae
Product: ganglioside GM2 activator-like
Exons: 8
Coding region: 431-1213 (260 amino acids)
Biological process (GO): lipid transport; ganglioside catabolic process
Cellular component (GO): cytoplasmic side of plasma membrane
Molecular function (GO): enzyme activator activity; lipid carrier activity
Source: RefSeq, a predicted model, not a curated record
UAAAAGCAUGAAAAAUGUUGUUGCCCAAAACGUACUACUAUCUAUAUUGUACAUGAUUAUUCUGGGUGCUGUGUAUUUUAAUUAUUAGGGGCUCACGAAAUGACUAACAAUGUGAGAAAUUAAUUUAACUAUCACUUUCUUGAGGGAAGGUGUAGCUGUCAUGUGUUGUGUUGUGUGGUGUAGUGGAUGAUUUUACAACUAUAAAAGUAUAAAUUCAAGACACAAAUGUUAUUCGGCAUCAAUCUGGAGGUCAGUAGAGUGUUGUUAGUCACGCGGCAGGACCUGUUGCCUGAUAGGAGCAACACCCACUUACUACUGAGUGGGCUGCUUUUCUCGACUGGGCGGUAACUAAAGAAAACAUGCACUUUCCGACGGAAAUCAAGUGAAUCAUAGGAAGGUUUAGAAACAGUCUACAUGGUAAAACAGGACAAUGAAGAUUCAGUUUGGAGAGAAAGGGGAUGUGUCGUGGGAUGUGCUGUUAGAAGCACUGGAACGGGAAAACCAGCACCAGGAGAAGCAGCAACACCCUCAAGAUUAUAAGAGGAGUUGUGUGAGAAGUGUUCAACACAAAUGCUGUGGAGGAUCAUGGCUAUCCAUAGUGUUUAUAAUCACUGUGGUGACGAUAUCUCAGGCAUCACUUAUUCUCUACCUGAUAAGUACUUCAGGCGCACUUUACACACCAGUUGGUCAUGUCGUUUACAAUGAUUCUCUCGGAAAGUUGCGUCAUGUGCACUUCUCCUGGUCCAACUGUGGGGAUGUUUCUGACCCUGUUCAGCUGAAACAGUUGCAAGUACAACCAGAUCCUCUGCUCAUAAAGAGGAACAUCUCUCUGAACUUGAAUUCUUUCUUAACUGUGGAUGUAGAUGCACCAAUAUCAGCAAUUGUUAAAGUAGAACGUCGCAUUGGUUGGCUUUGGGUGAAGCUCCCGUGUCUGGAUGAGUUAGGAUCCUGUCAUUAUGAAGAUUUGUGUAAGUUGGUCCCACUAUCACCUACUGAACCUUGCCCUGAUCCCUUUCCAAGAUUCAAACUUCCGUGUCGUUGCCCACUCUCAAAGGGUCAUUACAGUGUACAAGAUGGCGUGUUCAGCAUUCCAGGGAUUGCAGAUAUUUUACCUGCCUGGCUGGUGUCAGGUGACUACUAUAUACAUGGAACAGCAUAUAAGGAUGGCAGGAGACUUGGUUGUUAUACUCUUUAUAUCUCUGUCUCAUAUUGAGUUUUAUAUUUAUAGGUCCUUUAACUUGUUCCCUCAGGAUUUUAUAAGUUAGUGAUACAGUACUUAUUUAUCUUUUAUGUAUGAGGAUCAUAGCAUUUUUAGGAUGAGAUGUUCUAUCAUAGUUUUACUGCUUCAAUAUAGAAAGUAAUAAAGAAUAUAAAUUUUAUCAUAGAUUAUACUAAAGAAAGUCGACCAUUUAAAGAAUCAUGCAGUGAUAAAAAUGGAGUGUUCAGUGUGACAGAUUUUAUAUAUUUACCAGCAUACUUGGUGUUGAGUGUUCAGUAUGUCUGUUGAAUGACACAUAAAAAUGGCAGGGAACGUGGUUGUUGUACUGUUCAUGCUUAUUGAGUUUUAUAUAUGCAGUAGAGCCUUAGCUUCUUUGCUAAGGAUUUUAUCUUGUUACUUACAAUAUGAAUAUUAUGCAUCAUGAUAAUAUUUUACAGUUGUGAUUUAUUUUUAUCUAGGUUUUAUAAGUACACUACAAGUACAUGUACAGUACAGUACUUACCAACAGUAUGUAACAAAAGACGUGAUUGAUCACCCAAGUGGCUAACAGGGUGACAUUGGCUAAGAGGAGAAUGAGGAAGGUCACUGAUUACAAAGAUCCAAUUUAAAAAAAAAAUUGAGGUUUAUGUACAAAAAAUCCAGGGGUAUGAAUUUUCUCUCGUUUAAAAAGAAAAAAGAAAACAAAAAGGUACAGUAUUAAUAAGGACAUUUCGGGUUCCUGUACCAGACCUAGUUAGUUUAUAAAGAUUUGAUACAACUUUUGUUAUACCUACGGGGUAAUUCACUCCAAACUUGUUGAAAAAUAUUUGAUGUAACAUUAGAACCUUGAUAUGAAUGCAUUGUUUUAGAAAGUCCAACGAAUGUGAAAAAUUUUACUGUCAAAGAUUUAGCAAUAGCAUGAGCUGUAACCUGUUAACGGAAAUAGCCUCAGGAAACCUAGUUGAGGCACAAAUUACAGUAAUCAUAAACUAAUUAUGUAGCUUUGUUUGUGGAAGAGGUCCUACACAAUCAAUAAAGAUUCUACAGAAAGGCUCUUCAACACCUGGUGCAUUAUGAGAUGCAGUGUUGAUAAGCAAAGUACCUAUAAAAUCAUAAAAAUUCAUAUAAACUGAAAGGUUGUAAAAGAAUAAUAAAAAUUCAAAGAUUUGCUGAUGUAUCAUAAAGUUAUUAUAUUUUUUAACUGUUGCGCUCUAGUAUUUGCUAGCAGUGAUGAGCGAAAUGAAAUGGGAUCAUCCUAAUCUAUUUGGUCAGAUUUUAUAGCACAAAACAAAAGCAAACUGACAGUAUUUGUAGGUGCUUGUUAUAGGGGCCCCCGACUCUGCAUUGGAGGGGAAAGUGGUAGAUUCGAGUCAUCCAGACAGCAUCCAGAGCCCAAGCUUUUGUCAAAGGAGAUUUUAAUCAUGAGAAAAUAGUCUGGGUGAAUCUUACCACACAAGCUGAGGGAGAAGAAUUCCUUGACCUGAUUCAAGACUCAUUCCCCAUACAACACAUGAUGGAACCCUCAAAGGGAGACAACAUUCUGGAUUUGAUCUUGACUGAGAAGGCAGUGGUGGACAAGGUCUAUGUGGGGGAAAGCGUAUACUCAAGUAAUAUUUUUGUUAUGUCAAUAGUCGCCAACUGAAACAAAUUCUGCAUGCAGAAACCAGUGUAGCAGUGCAUUACAUGACAAGUAAUUCAGUGCCUUAAACCGAUUGAUUUUUUUCCAGAUACACCGUAUACUGUAUAGUACCUGAAGAUUUAAUUUUAAAGGAAUUCUAACAUUCUGACUUUUUACUAUGCUGUGUGAAGAAGCAAAGUGUUAAUGUAAAACCCCUCAGAAUUUGCUCCCUAUUUUUCAUAAUUGUUAUAGUAAUAUGUUCAGAUAUAUGGUAGAUUUAAAGGGUUUCUUAAGGUCUGACUAUCAAAGGAGUUAUUUAGUGUUAAACAGUACAGUACUAUAAUGUGGAAAGAAGAAACUAGUGUCCAACAAAUUUUUCAGUAUACUGUAGUGUACUGUAUUAGACAGAAUAGACAUUUAUUAUGUAUAUACAGGUAUAGCUAUAUUUUGUAUAUUCAUCCUCAUAUUUUAUAAUAAAUAAGUAAUUUAGC